This is a messenger RNA of Oncorhynchus keta (chum salmon), 1363 nucleotides long. Its product is annotated as alpha-N-acetylgalactosaminide alpha-2,6-sialyltransferase 5-like. Gene Ontology annotation, biological process: oligosaccharide metabolic process; ganglioside biosynthetic process. Lineage: Eukaryota; Metazoa; Chordata; Actinopteri; Salmoniformes; Salmonidae. The coding region runs from base 288 to 1250 and encodes 320 amino acids. The transcript is spliced from 6 exons. Gene Ontology annotation, molecular function: alpha-N-acetylgalactosaminide alpha-2,6-sialyltransferase activity. The record is from RefSeq and is a predicted model, not a curated record.
AGCUUUAAGACCAUGCUGUACUCCAACAGGCAACAUCUGUCCUCUGCACUGUGUAUCGCGCUUGGCUUCAGGUCCGUUUCUACACAGUCGGUGAUCUGACACACACAGCGCUGCGAGAGAAAGGAGACAUCCAGAACACAGCACCAUAUUGAUGACAGAGUGAGAGCGAUGGGAUGCAAGGAGAAGAUAUUAUCCCUCUGCUGUUCUAUAUAGACGGACCGAUAGCGUGAGGAACACUGGAGCUACGAGGGCACACUACAACAAAUAAGACGGAGAGGUGCUGCAAAAUGCGCCAUGGGUUAGCUUUAUUCCUCGUCCUAACUCUGUGUGGCAGCCUGUUCUUAAUCUACCACGCUGGUUUCCAUGGUACCACCAACGCGGCGGAGAGGUCCAGAGAUGGGAGGGAUGUAGCGAGAAGAAGAUGGCAGACUGAGCAGCAGCAGACCACCAGUACCCCACCUCCUCGCCCCACAGUCUUACAGGGAUACAGCGGUAUCAUCGACCACAAGCCUCUGAGAAUGCACUGCCAUAGCUGUGCGUUGGUCACCAGCUCUGGUCACCUGAUGGGUGGUGGUCGCGGUGAGGAGAUCGACCGGGCGGAGUGUGUCAUCCGUAUGAACGACGCCCCCACGGCGCUGGGGUACGGGCGAGACGUCGGGCGCCGCACCUCGCUACGCGUCAUCGCUCACUCCAGCAUGCAGAGGGUCCUACGGAACCGCCACGAACUGCUCAACACAUCCCAGGACACAGUGUUUAUCUUCUGGGGGCCCAGUAAUUACAUGAGGCGAGAUGGGAAGGGUCUGGUCUACAACAACCUGAGGUUGAUGAACCAGGUGCUGCCCAAACUAAAGGUCUACAUGAUCUCCAGGCAGAAGAUGCUGCAGUUUGACGAACUCUUCAAGAGGGAGACGGGCAAGGACAGGCGUAUCUCUAACUCGUGGUUGAGUACUGGUUGGUUCACUAUGACCAUAGCUCUGGAGCUGUGUGACCGGAUCAAUGUCUAUGGCAUGGUGGCUCCAGACCACUGCAGAGAGCCCCGGCCCCCAUCCUCCCCCUCCCCCUACCACUACUACGAGCCCCUCGGUCCAGAGGAGUGUGCCAUGUACAUCAGCCAUGAGCGGGACCGCAGGGGCAGCCAUCACCGCUUUAUCACGGAGAAGAGGGUCUUCACCAGCUGGGCUCGAACCUUCAACAUCCACUUCUACCAGCCUGACUGGGAGCCCCCGCCGCUGGCCCCCGCUAACCACUGACCACUGCUAACCACUGACCACUGACCCCUGCUAACCACUGACCCCUGCUAACCACUGACCCCUGCUAACCACUGACCCCUGCUAACCAUUAACCACUGACCCCCACUAACCAC